CUCAAGCGAUCAGUUCAAAGUUGACUUCGUCGCGGACCAGAGCGGAUCGUUCUAAUUCCGACACGCGACCGUGAAUUAUAGAAUUAUCAAAUCACAGCUUGAAUUUAUUUAAAAUUUAAAAGCUAAUAAAAAGUGAAAAUAAAAUGCAGAACCAUAAGUGCUUAAUUCUAAGGUGUUUAUUUGUGGGUUUGAUCUUUAGCAAAGUUAAAGCCGAGUUGGAUUUUACCAACGAUCUUGAGAACAGCCAAAAGUUCAAAAGCUUACCGACCACAGUGAAAACCUAUGAAAAUGACACGGUCCAGCUGCCUUGCACCUUAAAUACUCCCUUCCUCUACGUCCGUUGGAAUCGAGAUGAUGUGGCUCUGGUGGAUUCCAGACACCCGGAUGUUCCGAAGCUGGAUCGCAUAAUGCUCUGGCCAAAUGGCAGUCUGCAGGUGGCCAACGUGCAGUCCAGUGACACCGGCGACUACUACUGUGAGAUGUACUCGGACUCGGGUCAUGUGGUCCAGCAGCACGCCAUUGAAGUACAGUUGGCUCCUCAGGUGCUGAUCGAGCCCUCGGAUCUCACGGAGCAGAGGAUUGGAGCCACCUUCGAGGUGGCCUGCGAGGCCCAAGGAGUUCCUCAGCCGGUAAUCACCUGGCGGAUGAACGGAAAAGUCCUGCAUCCGCAAUCCAGCACGGGCAAUCGGCAGAGUCUGCUCCUGGAGGUCAAGUCGAGGAACCAGGCGGGACUCAUUGAAUGUGUGGCCAGCAAUGGAGUGGGUGAGACGGCGGUGGCCAGCGUGUAUCUCCAUGUGCUGUUUUCGCCGGAGGUGAGCAUUCCCCAGCCGGUGGUGUACACCAAACUGGGCUCCCGGGCCCAUCUGGAGUGCAUUGUGGAGGCGGCACCGGCGGCCACCGUGAAGUGGUUCCACCACGGAGUGCCCGUUGCCCUGGGCGCCCACUCCACCAGUCACGAGUCGGAGUUGCAGGCCAAUCGAUCGGUGGACCAUUACGUCAACGCUGUGCGCCACAUGUUGGUGGUGAAGAGUGUCCGGAACGCGGACAUGGGGCAGUAUGAGUGCCGCGCCAGCAACCGGAUAAUGAGCAAGAGUGGCAACGUGGAGCUGACCGGCCGCCCGAUGCCCUGCAUCUUCAAGAUCAACCCGGGCACCCAGAGCUCCACCUCGCAUGUCCUCGUCUGGCAGACCGAGAGCCUCCUGCCUAUCAUGGAAUUCAAACUGAAGUUCCGGCAGAUUCCUUCGAAUAAUGCCACACGGCAGAUUAGAACUAACUGGACGGAGCUCACGAUCCCGGCACAGGCCACCAAUGGACUUAUUUAUAUAACAACUUACACACUACAUGGUCUUCAGCCCGCCAGUCUUUAUGAAGUUUCUGUAUUGGCCAGAAACAGUUUUGGGUGGAGCGACAAUAGCAAGAUCGUUCGAUUUGCAACAGGUGGAGAAGUUGAGUUACCAAAUUACUCGACAGAAUCGGAACUUCAGGAUGAUUUUACCGAGGAGGACUUCCACAAUGAAAUCACUCAAAGAUCAGAGGUUCUAUCGGUCAGCAUGAUGUAUAAUUCGAGUUCAAUGAAUGGAUGUGGAACAAGAGCCUUAAUAUAUUCCAUAGUUUUAAUAAAAAUAUUUCUCCUAUUGAGUUAGGUUCCCCAAUAAAUUAAACCGAUUUUGUACUGAA
This is a messenger RNA of Drosophila ficusphila, 1677 nucleotides long. RefSeq names its product immunoglobulin superfamily member 10 (gene wrapper). Gene Ontology annotation, cellular component: plasma membrane; neuronal cell body; axon. NCBI's taxonomy places the organism in Eukaryota, Metazoa, Arthropoda, Insecta, Diptera, Drosophilidae. Gene Ontology annotation, molecular function: protein binding; axon guidance receptor activity. Bases 144 to 1643 code for a protein of 499 amino acids. Gene Ontology annotation, biological process: synapse organization; homophilic cell-cell adhesion. The record is from RefSeq and is a predicted model, not a curated record. The transcript has 5 exons.